Leptomonas pyrrhocoris is the source of this 5259-nucleotide messenger RNA. RefSeq lists its product as hypothetical. Gene Ontology annotation, molecular function: metal ion binding. The record is from RefSeq and is a predicted model, not a curated record. Lineage: Eukaryota; Euglenozoa; Kinetoplastea; Trypanosomatida; Trypanosomatidae. The coding region runs from base 1 to 5259 and encodes 1752 amino acids. The transcript has a single exon.
AUGUUGCACCCUUGUAGUUGGCGCGAUGACACAUCCGUCGAGCGGUGCUGCCAGUGUGCGACGGUCUUCACCUUUUUUCGCCGACGGCAUCACUGUCGGCACUGCGGAGGCGUCUUCUGCGGUGUGUGCUCGGGGCAGCGCCUGUGGCUGCGACCCUGGCCCGGUGCAGCCGCUCCUGCUGCCCCAGUCGCCUUUUCAUCUCGUCCUGCAGGAGGCGAGAGCAUCAGUGCAGCGAAUAGUAAACGUGGUACUGGCAGUGGCGCUGGAGUGCGUGCACCUCUCGCAUCCGCCGACACACACACUCCGGGGCAGGCCCACCCCAGCCCGUUUCCCUCAGAUUCUUUAGGUAGUGGGGCUGCGAGCAGCGGCAGUCGAGCACCCUCAGCGGUCUCCGCAGCUACCGUUGUCACGCCAGCCUCGGUGACGCUGCACACAGCAGCAAGGGCUGAGGCGCGGCGGGAACCGUCGUCCUCGCCAACAGUAGACGCCAUCCAGCUAAGCCCCGCGCAAGCAGCGUCUGCCCAAACAGGAGUGUCCGCCGCUGACGUGUCGCUGGGAGGGAGCCAUGGAGAUUCGAAAUGCGACGGUGUGGCCACCAUGGAGCACCACAGAACGGACGCAGACGCCGUGGAGGGCAGCUGCGGCAGCGCUGUUGGCCUCACCUCCUCGUCCACCGAGGCGGAGUCCCGCGCAGAUGGUAGUCAGGCGCCGGCGCAAGACAUGGACGAGGGCUCCCCGUCCCUUUCUCCGCCUGCCUCGACCUCCACGUUGCCGAUCAUGCCAACGCAGCCGACGCUGAGUGAUGCUGCCGGUUGUGCGGCGAAUGCGUCUGCUGCGGCCGCUGCGGCCACCAACUUCGCCAGCGCCGUGUUCAGCGGGGUGUCGGACAGUCGGCACGGCUCCGAGGCUCUCUUUACGCCGUGCACCUAUGCCGUCUCGCCCACAGCUGUAGCAGGCGAUGUGACGCCGCAGAUAUGGUCGACACCGCUCGCCGCGUCGGGACUCGAGUACCUUUCCUCUAUCGCUCAGUGCUGGACGCGCGCGGCGCGCCCCAGUCCCGGCAGUGAUGAGGCCACUUUAGAAAGCCUGCCACAAGAUCGCUCUGACCUGCAGCCCGGCGUCGUGCACACAGACAACAAUCCGCCUCCGCGCAGCGACGCUACAACUAGUACAAGUGGAAUCAGUCACGCCGAUGCGGUUGCCUAUGCGAGCGCGAGCUACCACGUCGAAGUCGAUCAGCGCAGCAUUACGUGGUACCUGUGUCGCGUGUGCCGCGGCUGCUACAACGACCUGUCGGACACCAUCCUGGCUGCCGACGAGCACGACCCUUUUUUAUCUCAGCAGCAGCAGCAGCAAAGGCAGCGCCAACCACCGCACGAUCCGUCCGCAGCGGAUUCAGCAGCAGCCAUCACGGUGCCGCCUCUCUGGCAGUACGUACGACUCAGCAGUUCCUCGCGCAUCCGUCGCACACGAUCCGACCGACACGUCCCGCAGCAGCAUGAGCGUUAUCACCAGCAGGUGCCGGAGAGUCGCUCUGUGACUGCCACAGCGCCGCCCUCGUCCCCCUCGACGUCGAUGAAACUGCCGUUGUCGUCCACGUGGGCGCGCCUACACGCGUGCGUGUCGCUUCCGCCAAGUCCAGUCACACUCGCCGUGCAGCUCGCUACUGUUUCUGCCUCCACCGCAGCAGCAGCGACAGCAGCAGCAGAAGGGCCAAACGACAACGCCAGUGUGGUACCACCGCCUCCGCCGGUACUAAAUCCACACGAUCUGCUCCGCAGCCGCGACUCUCCCUCCAUCAUGCACGUCCAGCCGCUCGUGCAGCGCGUCACCACUGCUGCGCUGCGCGGACAACGCACGGCGCCACCGCUGUCGGGCGUGCCGGGUCUGCCAGCACGUCCGUACGGCCCCUCAACAGUCACCGCGGAUGGCAGUCGAUUCUCAUCCCCGGCGAGUGCAGGGCAUGCCUGCGAUGUAUCAGCCAUGUCGGGGUCAUCCGCGUCUCUUCAGCAGUUAUCUCGACAGUCUACCGAGUUGGCUUCUCCCAGCCGGCCACCCCAUCAACAGCGACCGCAGCAGCAGCAGCAGCAACGUAUCACGCGUGCUGGCAUUGUGACGCCGCCUCGCCGUCGUCUUAUCAGCAUCGGCAACUCCGCUGGACACGUGCGGCAGGCGGUCGCGAUUGCACGGCGACGACGCCGCAUUGCCGUCAUUUUAAUCGAUGAGCGAGAGCCAGUGGAGGCGGACGGUGCUUUUUUCGGCGAUCGCGCGGGGUUUGCGAGAGCGAGUCGGGACUGCAGCGCGAGUGGUGAACGUCGUGGAGCGCCGCCGCCGCAGCAGCAGCAGCAGCAGCCACAGCUGACGCCAGGAACAGACAACAGCAGUGCAGCGGGGGCAACGUCUCCGUAUGGGUCACCGUUGUACACCAACACCGCCGCGGUCGGCUUCGACAACGUGAACGAUAGCGAGGCGAAGCAGCGUCGACGUAUGAAUCCCUCAGCCCUCAUUGCCACACACACCGGCGCCGCGCUGGCGGUUGCUGCAAACAGCCUACACACGCUGGGUGGGCAGUCUACGUUGACGGAAAGCCUCACCACGGAAGGAAGGGAAGCGCAGCGCAGCAACCGCAACGACGCAGCUCAUUUGAAAGCAAGCGACGCGAGCCGCCGACUUCACCUUUCUAUCGUCGUGGACCUGGAGGAGGACAACGAGGCCGCGUUGAUACAGGGGCAGGAAAACGAAGUGCUGCGAGGCCUCCCCCCUGGAGACUGGCUCCUCCCUGCGCUGCCGCCUGAAGCGGCAGCGCCCGGCUCGAACCCACUUCACACCAAUAACAAUAGCCUCUGCACGACAGUUAGCGCAGCUGAUCGUGUAAACGACACAGCCGCACUGAACGCGGCACCAUCGAGGACUUCGCACGCACGUGAGUCGUUAAGCAUUCUAACCGACCCGGCGUUGGCCACCCCAAGCCGUCCCAUCGCCUGCGCAGGCGGCAGCACCACGGACGAUGGUGCUGGAGCUGCUGCUACCCCAAAGCACACGUCGUUCUCGGCCGCCACGACAGCCGCGUCUCACGAUCACGUCUCAUCUGCCGCCGUUGUGUUGCCGGAGAGCGGGGCGUGCGUCCUGAACGCGUUGUUCCGUGAACUGGGCGCCGUCACGCACCCCUACACGACGCCCGUAACGCCCGUCCUCAACGCCCCUACCCCCACAUUCUCAGCAGCGGCGGCAGCAUCGGGAACCUGUCUCUUCUCACCUCUCAGCAGCAACGGUGCUUCCAAAACGUUCUUUAUGGACCCGAUGCUCACCGGGGUCGUCCCGCAAGCUGGCUGGGGCACCGGUCCGCGCUCGUACGCAGCGCAGCGUCAAGCGCUCGUGCGGGAUAUGCUUCUGCGGCAGCAGCGCGCUAUAGCAGCGGCGGCGGCGGCUAGCAACGCGACCACGUCCGGCGUGCCGCCCUCUGCCGGUACUCACACGUGGAGUAACGCCUCGAUGGGGAACGUGUUGACCUCGGGCAGCACCUUCAGUGCGGCGGCCGCCACGCCGCGGGUGGGCGGUCUGCCGACGACACCCCCGCACGAACGCGUGACGGCGCCAGUGAACGUUUUCUUUCAGCUUCGCUCGCCUACGGAAGAUGCCGUGUUCAUGCCGACCGCAGCCUCAACAGCAGCUGCUGCAACGUCAGCAUCCACCACACCACCGUUGUCGAUCAGCAUUCUUCCAGUCACGACGCAAAUCGAGAUGAUCGGCAUCCCAAUCGAUGUCUCCGCGACGUCUCCUCACCCCGCUCUGAAAACGGUGCCAACGUCUGCGAGCAACUUCGCCGCAUCGCGCAACAUCCCGGCGGGCGGCAGCAGCGCCGCCGCCUUUUCCAAUAGCCAGGGAGUCGCCGGUGCAACGCGCCCCUUCACCUUUUCCGAAUUCCUUCCACAGCUCGCGAAGCUGAGCACCAAUUUAGACGGCUACUUAGUCGUUGUGCUGCGGUGUGGCAGUCGGGGCGGCAGCGGGGCCGCCACCAGUGCCUCGCCGACGCUGAACGCCACCGCGAUGGACGAUAUCGCGCAGUUCAGCGCCAACCGUCGCGCGCGGCGCGGCUCGAUGAGCGGGGCGCUGCCGUCAGAGAUGACCGGGCUGUCCUUGUUCCCUGCCCUGUCUUGUGAAGGCGACGCGCAUGCCAACAGUGGACGGCUGGGAGAGGAGAGCAGCGUCAACUCGGGCUCCGCCUCCUACACCUUCGGCAACCCUAACAGCCCGAUAGCCCCUUCUGUCGCAACAACGACAGCGACAACUGCCAGGGGGCGUCCUCACGAAAAGAGUGUCAACGCCCGCGAGCCGAGUUGCGGUUGCCGUCGCGCACGCGUCGCGGAUCCGUUUGGUGGCCCACCGCUGCGUCUUCUCUAUCAACAACUGCAAAGCUGCGGCGUCACGCAGCCGGCACUCAGCGUGGUCGACGUGUGCGAGGACCUGACUUUCAACGAUGUGGAGCAGUCGCCGGGAUCGGCCUUCAGUUGCGGCAGCCCUGUCCGCGAAUGCAUCGGGUUUCCGCACGACACCUUCAUGAACAGCAACGUUAACAACACAAGUUUGCUGAACAAAUCAGUCGCCACAGCAGCAGCAGCAACAACGACGUCUCCCGUUGACACUUCGCAGGAGUCGCCGUCGUCGCCGCUGAGCGCUGUCUUUCCGGUCUCCUCCUCAUCCGCCUUUCUGCUGGUGCCGGCGCUACAACGAGCGGUGGCGUUGGUGGGCGACAGCACCAGCAAGCCGGAGCGCGGCGAGCAGCCUGAUAAAUUCAUGCUACCCUGUUCUCUGCAGGACACACGCGAGCGACACGGGUCUGCCGACUUUACACCUCCCACCAUCACACGUAACAGCAGAAAUACAUACAACGACAGUGCGAACAAGCACGAGCUACGCCGCCUUGCAGCGCAAGAGCACGCGAUGAGCUCCUUACGCACCGCGGCGCAUCAGCUGGGACUGCCGUACUCCAGUAUGGUCUACCCAACACGUGGUGGGACGGCAGCGCAGAGCACUGGCACUGGCGGUGGCGAUGGAAGCGGCUUCCCUGCGGAGCCACCGCUCCGUAGCAGUCGUGUCCCAGGGGUAGCGGCAGCGGGAGAGAAAAGCUCAUGCAGUAGCUGUGGUGGUAAUUGUAGCGGUAGCAUCAACAGCUCCGCUGUCGGCAACGCGCUGCUGUCGCGUGGGCUGGAGUCGCUGAUGGCGACGAUGGUGCACCGUGACCUGACGGCGCAGCAGUAG